GCACAACGUGCUGCAGAGACACGUAUUAACAUGAGCUGGGGAAGUUUCAGUGCAUGUACAGUGAAACAAGCAUCCGGAUACCAGAAAGCAGCAACUCUCAGAAGGAAAAGAUGGAAGAUAAGCCCCUUACAGCAUGUGCAAUGUCAGUACACAGUAUAGAUAAGUGUGGAGGCCUUACUAACAUGCACGAAGAAUCUGAGAGGUACGAGAGCUUUAUUUUGGGGGCUUUCCCUGCCAUAUUUCAGCAAAAGCAGUUGUCCCAGGCAGGAUUCUACUAUGUGGGGCCUGGGGACCGGGUGCGGUGCUUCUCCUGUGGGGGAGAGUUGGACGCGUGGGAGCCCUGGGAUGUGCCCCUCACCCGACACCGAAUCUCCUUCCCUGACUGUCCCUAUGUGUGGGAGCAGAGUUCUGAGGGGGCUGGGGCAGAGGAUCAUUACAAGGUGCGCAAAGAGUAUAAUGAAAAACUGCUAAUUCUGAAACAAGCUCCUGCCAUCCACUUUCGCAUGUCCUGUGAGUACAUGAGUGAUCAGGAACACAUAAGGUUAGAGACAUACAGAGGGCAUGGGAAGUUUUUCUUCUAUCAUACCCCGCUGCAUCUAGCUCGAGAAGGGUACAACUAUGUGGGGCCUGGGGACCGGGUGCAGUGCUUCUCCUGUGAGGGGGAAUUGGAGGCAUGGGAGCGCUGGGAUGUGCCCCUCACCCGACAUCGACACUCCUUCCCUGACUGUCCCUAUGUGCGGGAACUGAGAGCCAGUAGGGGUCACACAGAGGAUCAGUAUCAGCUGGCACACUUCAGCCACUUAAACAACCCACUGGAGAAACCCCUUGAGGACAUGAGUGAUGAGUACAGCAGGUUAGAGACUUACCGGGGGCACAGUAUCCAUUUCCUGCAUAUUAAACCACUGCAGUUAGCCCAGGCAGGAUUCUAUUUUGUUGGCCUUGGGGACCGGGUGCGAUGCUUCUCCUGUAGGGGGGAGUUGGAGAAGUGGGAGAAAUGGGAUGUGCCCCUCACACGGCACCGGCUAUCCCUCUUUAAUUGCCCCUAUGUGCGGGAGCUGACAGCCAAAGGGGCUGGGUUAGAGGCUCAGUACCAGGAAUGUACAAUGCCUCCUCUGAACAUGAGUGAUGAGAACAAAAGGAGAGAGACUUAUAGAGGCCACAGUCAAGAUUUCCUCAAUGAAUGUCCCCUGAAAUUGGCCAAGGAAGGAUUUUACUAUGUGGGUCCUGGGGAUCUGGUGCAGUGCUUCUCCUGUGGGGGGGAGUUACAGAGGUGGGAAGAGGAAGAUUUGCCCCUCACCCGACAUGAAUACUUUUUCCCAAACUGCCUCUGUGUUCGGGAACUGAGAGCCAAGAAGACUUGCAAAAUAUUUGAUUACCGGGAGAGGACAUGGCGCAUUUCAGACAUAAAAAGCAAAUUAUUGUCCCCCUGUGACUCCAAGAUUGAGGCUGUGAUACCUCUAUGGGACAUGAAUGAUCAAUAUAGUAGGGAAGAAACUUACUGCCUGCACAGGGACUAUUUUUCCUACAACUCACCACUGCAAUUGGCUCAGGCAGGAUUUUACUAUUUAGGCCCUGAGGACAGGGUGCGGUGCUUCUCGUGUGGGGGGGAGUUGGAAAGGUGGGAGGACUGGGAUGUGCCCCUCACCAGGCACCUACACUUUUUCCAUAAUUGCCCCUAUGCAUUGCAGCAAAGUGCCAAAAGGACUGGGGCACAAAUUCAAAAACAGGAGCAUACGGAGCCCAUUACUAUAAAAGAACGUGUGGUACUUGCACUCCAGAGCAGCUCCAAUAGCCACAGGAUGAAAUCAUGUGAGGACAUGAGUGUUGAGUACAAUAGGUUAGACACUUACCGGGGACGCAGGGGGCAUUUCUUCUAUAAGAACCAACUGCUCUUGGCCCAUGUAGGAUUCUAUUAUGUGGGCCCAGGAGACCGGGUGCGAUGCUUCUCCUGUGGGGGGGAGUUGGAAAAGUGGGACUACUGGGAUGAUCCCCUCACCCGGCACCUACACUCCUUCCCUGACUGCACCUUUGUGUGGGAGCAGAGUCCAGUAGUUCCAGGCAGCUCUGUAAUGUUUCAUGACAAGAUUGUGCACCCAACAAUGGAAUUUCCUUUCAGCAAAUGCAUUGACCUCCCAGAAAUACAGUCUGGCAGAAGAAAAAAACAUGAAAGGUGUCUGUCAUCGCCUGAUUCUCAUGGAAAGAAGAGGCAAAAUAAGUCUAAAAAAGCACAACAGCCUGGCAGAAGAAGAAAACCCAAAACAACGACAGAGCCAACCAAGACUGAAGAGGGUGAGAAAACUUCUAGCUCACAGAGCACCCCCAGUCAUAUGAAAGAUCGCACCCACUCAGCACAACCUAGCUUUUGUUCCUUAGAGCUGCUAUCAGACACAUCAGAUGAAGAUGGUUGGUCAUCAGAAGAUGAGGACAUGUUGGAAAUGUUACAAAAGGAUACUGAGGACAUGUUGGAAAUGUUACAAAAGGAUACUGAAGGGCCGUUUAGCACAAUAGGAAAAGACGAAAGGGAAAUGUCAUCAUCUGACUCAGACUCAACAACAACAUGCUUAAAUUCUCCCGUUCAAGAGAUGGAAGGAUCUCAAGGCAUUAAACUGGAAUCUGAAGAGCAAGAUUGGCCAAGUGAAUGUGUAAUGGAAUGUGAGCUGUGUGGAAAGAUUUCUGCUUCAGUACAAAUCAGACCACAAAAUAAUGGAAAUAAAUACAGAUUAGAGCUGCCAUGCAAGGGUCUCUUCCGAUGCUCAGAAACAGGAAUACAGUUUCGGGUGAAAUCACCACUUGCUAUUGAAUAUGAACUUCUUUUCUGGGGAGAUAACAUAGAAACCAUACAGCAAACCAUUUAUAUUGUUGGUCCCCUCUUCAACAUCACGGUAAUAUCAGAACCUGGCUUGGUAUCAGAGGUCUAUGUGCCCCACUAUGUGUGCCUGAAAGGUGGAAAUACUGAUAUUCUGGAAAUGAAAAUCGUUCAUUAUAAAGAUGACAAUAUGAUCCUGGAGUCGCCAACCAGAGUUGAGCCCUUUUAUGCUGUACUGGAAAACCCCACCUUCUCGAUAAUUGGGGCUGGUAUCCAAAAGUAUUUUUCCAAAAUCUUUGGAAGAAAAAUCCCAAUACAUGGAAUUGUCCAGUUGUACUGCAGAUACAUCACAGGUUAUACCUUUCACCUCUACUUAAUGCCACAAGAUCACUCUUUAAAAAAGGAGGUGGAAAAAUCGGAGAAUAAGCAUGGUUUUAAUGAAAUUAAGAAACCCCCCUUGAUACGCACUGUGUACAGCACGAAUAGAUAUACUGUGAAAGGACCAAUAACAGCAGAAAUAAAUCCAGAGGUUAUUGAGAUGUGCAUUGAUAAACUCACUGUGGUGAACAAUUACAGCGAAAUUUAUCUAUCAAAAAUGGAAGACAGCGUAUCUAUACAUCUCAUAUCAAGUACAGACACACUUGACGGAGAAGACAAUGUUGUGUGGAAAACUAUGCUGAGGAAAGAAGACCUAAGGAUGACAGAGCAGGCUGUUUGUGAGGAGCUUAUAUCAGGAGAACAGAAGCCAGCAGGUGGGAAGCACAUUAUGGAUAAGCACAGAUCAGAGCUGAUUGCCAGGGUGAGCAACAUUGACCCUGUCCUGGAUGAUCUCCUGGAUGAUGAGAUCCUGACCCAGGAUCAGUACGAUUCAGUGAGAAGCAAGAGCACCUCCCAGGAGAAGAUGAGGGAACUCUAUGACUGUGCCAGGGCAUGGGGAGACGGUGAGAAGGAGGAACUCUUCAAGGCCAUGGAAAAACAUAAUCAGCCUCUAAUCUCGGAUCUAAAACACAAAUCUAUAACAUAGGCCAGGGAUCCCCAACCUUUUGAACCUGUGAGCAACAUUCAAACGUAAAAGGAGUUGGGGAGCAACACAAGC
Xenopus laevis (African clawed frog) is the source of this 3902-nucleotide messenger RNA. RefSeq lists its product as uncharacterized. The transcript is spliced from 16 exons. The coding region runs from base 54 to 3830 and encodes 1258 amino acids. NCBI's taxonomy places the organism in Eukaryota, Metazoa, Chordata, Amphibia, Anura, Pipidae. The record is from RefSeq and is a predicted model, not a curated record.